Closterium sp. Naga37s-1 is the source of this 339-nucleotide messenger RNA. The record is from the annotation of a GenBank genome assembly. NCBI's taxonomy places the organism in Eukaryota, Viridiplantae, Streptophyta, Zygnematophyceae, Desmidiales, Closteriaceae.
AUGAAUGGGGGAUGCACGGGAAUUGACGGCACCACAGAAUGCAAGCAUGUGGGCUUUAUGCACUUCCGCAUUGUUGAGGAGAAUGAGAUGGCCUCUCUGUACGUGUAUGAGUUACAAGUGGAGGCUGAAUAUCAAGGGAUGGGAAUUGGCAGCAAGCUAAUGAGGAUUGCUGAACUCAUGGCAAAGAAGUGUGAGCUCGAAGCCAUCUUUCUUACAGUCCAGAAGGAAAAUACAUCUGCCAGAGCAUUCUACAUGGAGAAGCUAGGGUUCCAAACCGCAGAUCACUCACCUGCAAAGGACGAGCAGCGUGAUUACGAAAUAUUGAUAAAAUCAUGCUAA